AAAAUGCUAAAGUGAAUCAGGAUUCAGGGCACAGACAACACAGAGAACGGUAGUUAAUGGCUGCUCCGGCUGUGGAGAAUGCAGCUGCCACCGCGCUACGGGCGGUGCUCCAUCGUGUCCGCCUUGCCGCGGAGAGGUCAGGCCGCCGUGCCGAUGACGUGAGAGUAGUGGCGGUGGGCAAGACGAAGCCCGCCUCUCUCAUCCGCCAGGUAUACGAUGCUGGGCAUACCUGUUUCGGUGAGAACUAUGUUCAAGAGAUUAUCCAAAAGGCUCCUGAGCUUCCUGGGGAUAUCGAGUGGCAUUUUAUUGGGCAUUUGCAGAGCAAUAAAGUAAAAUCACUGCUAACUGCUGUUCCCAAUUUAGCCAUGGUACAGGGUGUAGAUAAUGAAAAGGUUGCAAAUCAUCUUGAUCGUGCAAUUUCAAGCAUUGGCCGACAGCCCUUAAAGGUUUUGGUCCAAGUGAAUACCAGUGGAGAAGAGUCAAAAUCUGGGGUAGAUCCAUCAUAUUCUAUAGAACUUGCUAAGCAUGUCAAGCUGAAUUGCCCAAAUCUUGAGUUCUCUGGCUUAAUGACAAUUGGAAGACCAGACUAUACAUCAACUCCAGAAAACUUCAAGAUGCUAUGGAAUUGUAGAACUGAGGUUUGCAAAGUGCUUGGGAUGACAGAGGCCCAAUGUGAGCUGUCAAUGGGCAUGUCUGGGGACUUUGAGCAAGCGAUAGAAAUGGGCAGCACCAAUGUCAGAAUUGGAUCAACCAUAUUUGGACCAAGGGAGUAUCCAAAGAGACAGUGAAGUAUUGCUGGUUUUGUGUCUUCUGAAGUAUUAUAUUGUUGUUUUGUAGUGUAUGUAGUUCUUUUGUCAAUUAUUGUUGAACCUUUGGCUUUUAGGUUAUUCAAAAUCAUACAGCAUGGUCCCAUGAUAUUAAAGUAUAAAAUAAAUAAUAAUAUUUUGUAUAUGUUGGGGGUGUACUUGUAUACAUUCUGAGGACACCAUUUUCCCUUUUCCUAUUAA
Molecule: messenger RNA, 1007 nt
Organism: Ipomoea nil (Japanese morning glory)
Lineage: Eukaryota; Viridiplantae; Streptophyta; Magnoliopsida; Solanales; Convolvulaceae
Product: proline synthase co-transcribed bacterial homolog protein-like
Exons: 7
Coding region: 57-788 (243 amino acids)
Cellular component (GO): intracellular anatomical structure
Molecular function (GO): pyridoxal phosphate binding
Source: RefSeq, a predicted model, not a curated record